Molecule: messenger RNA, 1924 nt
Organism: Panonychus citri (citrus red mite)
Lineage: Eukaryota; Metazoa; Arthropoda; Arachnida; Trombidiformes; Tetranychidae
Exons: 2
Coding region: 87-1451 (454 amino acids)
Molecular function (GO): protein binding
Source: RefSeq, a predicted model, not a curated record
UCUUUGUAUAUAUAAGCUUAAUUCUUUUUAAUUCGAUUCAUUAAAACAAAUUUCAUUUAACCGUUAGUUUCCUUAAAGUGUUCAAGAUGGAAGAUCAAUUUAUCCUUUUAGAAAAUACUAAUGUUACGAUUGUGAAUAGAAAAAAAUCUUACGAAAUUUCUAAACAAAAGUUAUCAUCGAUUCCUUACUUUGUGAAAUUAUUAGCCGAUUCUGAUUGUGACUUGGCCGACACAACCAAAAUAGUAUUUGAUCUUGAUGAAAGUUCAUUCGAUAAUAUUGUUGAUUUUAUCGUCAACAAUCAUCUAUCAAUAUCCAUGGAAAAUGCCUUCUCAAUGAUGGAAAUUGCUGAUUAUCUCGAAAUGGACGAUAUCAAGCAGAAGUAUUAUGAUUGUUUCGUGUCUAAUUUCAAUAUAAAACGAUUGAGCGAGUUUUUGGAUUUUUAUGAGAAUCGUAAAUACCCUGAAAAUUUUACUGAAGAUGCGGUGAAAUCUUUCAUUGGGAAAUAUUUUGUUCCAAUUUCCAACACGUUAGCAUUUCUGCAGUUUCCUGUCGCUCUAAUUGAACGAAUUUUAAAAAUGGAUUUGGUUGUUUCUUUCGAGUAUCAAAUAGUUGCAGCUAUUGAUCGUUGGGUUAAAUCGAAUGAAAAAGAUCGGAAAAAAUAUCUUCCUCAACUCAUUAAGUUCGUCAAUUUUUGUCAUUUGACAGAAAGAGAGAUAACAAGAGUCCUUUUAAGGUUCGGAAAUUCUGAGUUCAAUCAACAGUUGAAAGAACAUUCUCCCCAUGCUUGUCAACCCGAAUUCUGCCAAUCUGAUUGUAAAAGUAAUCGACAUUCCUACAAGUCUUUGGUCUCAAUCUAUGAACUUGGUGAAGAUAAGAUUGAGAUCCGUCGAUUGUCAAGAUCAAAUAAUUGGACAAAAAGUUACCGAUUCACUCGCGAUGAGACAAUGUCCACUUCUCUGAUUGAGGCUGAUCAUAUUGUCGAUAUAAUCUAUGAUUCUGGAAGAAAAGGUAUUCGAGUUGAUUGGAACACAAAGAAAUUCAAAUAUUUGAAAAUGUUUGGUGGUGACGAUUCUUAUUAUGGUCAAGUUUACAAGUACUUCGCUCAUGAUUUUUGUACUGAUUCUACCCAUUUAAAGAUCGCGAAUAGGCCUAAAGAAUCUAGUUAUGAAGUUUUCAACAUAAAGCGUGUGGAAGCCAUUGCUCUGGUGAUAAGCUGGAGGGAAUUUGCUAUCGGGAUGGAUAUUCGAGUGAUGAUGCUUGGAUUAAAGAAUGGAAUGAUGACGAUAGCAAUUCGUGUGUUGAUGAUAAGUCCCCUGAAAGAUCCCCUGAAUCUGAUGAGUUUGAUGUUCAUAGAUCGACUAAUCAAUAUUAUCUUCGAUCUGUUGAUUAUCGAAAACUGUCUGCUUGUGAAUUCCAAGGAUCAACUCAAGCUCUGUCAUGUUUCUCUUUAAAUACAAAUAACGAAUCAAAAGUCUUGUAUUAUUUGACGAAAGUUGAUUUCAGUCGACAUUCAUUGCGAGGAUUUGGAAGUAAAGUAGCUGUACUUGACUAUUCGUUUCUGAAAGAUUUCAUCGGAAGCGAUUCUCUUGAUCACAUUGAGCUGAUCUCUCAUAACAACUCGAUUCUAAUUUGUAACAAGGAAUCGAAAAUGAUUUAUUCUUAUAUUGAGGCUACUGAUUGCUGGCAAUUUAUAUCUACAAGUGAAUCUCCCGAAAAGAUGAUCGCAAUUGCAUCCGUCUUUUUCCCGAUCGGAUUGGAGUAAUAACUAAUUGUCAGUCAAUUUAAAAUAUUGAUGUUUAAUCAUUUGAAACAAGUAAAUUUGAUUGACUAUUCCUUAUGUACCUUUCUUACAAUAUUACAUUUUGUUUCUUAAUUUCAAUUCAUCAAUAACAAUAAAAUCAUUUAAUUCAUUAAUAAUUAAAAA